GCGCCCUGAGGUGGCGGCCAUCUUGGCGGUGGAGCGAUGAGCGGGUCGAACCCGAAGGCUACGACCGCGGGGUCCCAGGCUGGGCCCGGCGGGUUGGUGGCUGGCAAGGAGGAGAAGAAGAAGGCGGGCGGCGGCGUCCUGAACCGGCUUAAGGCGCGGCGGCAGGGGCCGCCACACACGUCGGACGACGGCCCGGGGACCGCGGUCACGGAGCAAGAGCUGCUGGCACUGGACACGAUCCGCCCUGAGCACGUCCUACGCCUCAACCGGGUCACCGAGAAUUAUUUAUGUAAACCCGAGGACAAUGUCUACAGUAUUGACUUUACCCGCUUCAAAAUCCGAGAUCUGGAGACGGGGACGGUGCUCUUUGAGAUUGCCAAACCUUGCAUCUCAGACCAAGACCAGGACACAGAGGAGGAGAGUGUGGACGUAGACAUCAGCGUGGGGCGUUUCGUCCGCUAUCAAUUCACGCCAGCGUUCCUCCGCCUGCGGACCGUCGGUGCCACGGUAGAGUUCACCGUGGGCGACAGGCCGGUGACAGGCUUCCGGAUGAUCGAGCGGCACUACUUCCGGGAGCGGCUGCUGAAGACCUUUGACUUUGAUUUCGGCUUCUGCAUCCCUAGCAGCAGGAACACGUGUGAGCACAUCUACGAGUUCCCGCAGCUCUCGGAGGAUGUCAUCCGUCUGAUGAUCGAGAACCCCUAUGAGACGCGCUCCGACAGCUUCUACUUUGUGGACAACAAGCUGAUCAUGCACAACAAGGCCGACUAUGCCUAUAACGGAGGCCAGUAAGCGCUGCACAGUGGACGGGAGGUCCUCUGCCGCCACCACGAGGCUCACGGCGGAACUGCAGCUGCUGCCCGUCAACACCCACCUUGAACCUGGUCCAGGAGGCUGCAUCUGGGGCGGUGAUGGUUUGUGCUCCGAGGAGGUGCCAGGCGGCAGUUUCUCUUCCCAGUGUUUGCUCCCUGCCCCUGGUUCACAGAGGUUUACAGUGAGGGAAAGAUUAGGGUAAGGUUCCCGGAUCCAGAUAAAAGCUUAUUUCUGUGUA
Messenger RNA from Rattus rattus (black rat), 1051 nucleotides. RefSeq names its product unc-119 lipid binding chaperone B (gene Unc119b). The transcript has 5 exons. Bases 37 to 792 code for a protein of 251 amino acids. Gene Ontology annotation, molecular function: lipid binding. Gene Ontology annotation, biological process: nervous system development; cilium assembly; lipoprotein transport. Gene Ontology annotation, cellular component: cilium. The record is from RefSeq and is a predicted model, not a curated record. NCBI's taxonomy places the organism in Eukaryota, Metazoa, Chordata, Mammalia, Rodentia, Muridae.